AUGAACGUUGGUAGCAUUCUAUUUGCCAUCGCCAUUCUACCCUCGUUUGCACUUGCAACAUCCACUUGUGUAGGCAGACUUUCCUUCCUGGUGUCCUGGUUGACUGACUCCUGUGCAGUGUCAGGCUUUGACGAGCAUCCUAGGCCCCAGGCGACGUCCGCUGAGGACGUUUCCAAAGCGCUGCGAGUUCUUGUUCCCAAGGCCUGCAAGUUUGCUGUUCGCAGUGGUGGCCAUGGAGCAAUUGCCGGGAUUGCCAACAUCCAAGACGGGGUGACGAUUGACCUUAGUGCUUUGAACUGGGUUAUUCCCUCCGCAGACAGAAGCCUCGUGUCAGUCGGGCCGGGACAGCGAUGGGGAAGGGUGUAUGCAGCCCUGGACAGACUCGGACUGUCGGUACCAGGAGGGAGAGAUAGUCCUGUUGGAGUCGGGGGGACUACUUUGGGUGGCGGCUUCGGCUACUUUGCUACGGAAGCUGGUUUCGCCUGCGACAGCGUUGUCGAGUUUCAGGUGGUCCUCGCAAAUGGCAGGAUUGUCAACGCGACAAAGGACAAUGAGCAUGAUCUGUGGCUUGCUCUGAAAGGAGGAGCAAAUAAUUUCGGCAUUGUGACAAACUUCAUCUUCAGAACCUUUCCGCUCGGACGGGUAUGGGGAGGACACAUCUACUACCCCGUGAGCACACUUGACCAACAGCUGGACGCAUUCUAUCGCUUCACAUCCGAUCCGAACUACGAUGUCAAGGCCGGGCUCAUUCACAACUUUGCAUUCACCCCAGCCACGGGUCCUUUGCUCACCAAUCUAUUAGCUUACGCCAGUCCAGAGGAGAACCCAGCGCCUUUCAGAUCAUUCACCUCGAUCCAGCCGCAAAUCAUGGCCAGCACGAAAGUAAUGACACUUGAAGCUCUCGCAGAAGAGGGAGGCUCGCUGUCCCCGAACUCUCGCCAACAACUCACAUUCGCAGUCACCUUUGAGAACAAUCUGGACCUGCUGACGCAAGUCUUUGACAUAUGGAAUGCAAGCACCGCCGACGUAUCAGCCAUCCCCAGCAUCCAGUGGUCCCUUAGCAUUGAGCCAAUCGUCCCUGCUAUAGCACACCAAAGUGCUAUCAAAGGCGGAAAUGUUCUGGGACUCGAUGUGCCCCGACAAGGUCUCGUCCUGGCACUGUUAUCUGCUACAUUCAACCAUUCGCAGGAGUAUCCCAUUGUCCGCGCGGCGGCUGAGAAGCUCUCGAACAAUAUCAUCAGCGCCGCAAAGGCAGCUUGUGCCUAUAAUCCGUAUAUUGACCUCAACCAUGCUGCGCCCUGGCAGGACCCUAUAGCGAGCUAUGGGGAUAGAAUACAAGCAUUUUUGAGGCAGACUGCGGGAAAGUAUGAUCCCCAAGGGGUUUUCCAACGUCUCUGUCCGGGGGGGUUCAAAGUCAAUUGA
Messenger RNA from Aspergillus fumigatus Af293, 1422 nucleotides. Its product is annotated as putative oxidoreductase, FAD-binding. Gene Ontology annotation, molecular function: FAD binding. Lineage: Eukaryota; Fungi; Ascomycota; Eurotiomycetes; Eurotiales; Aspergillaceae. The record is from RefSeq and is a predicted model, not a curated record.